CGUGUCUGCAUGCACAUGCAUUGCGCUUGGGUUCAUAAUUUCUAAUAGAAAAUCCAUAAAUCUAUAAUUGAAGUGUUUACUACGUUCCACUUCCUUUAGCAUCAACUGCAAAAUGACUUCGUGCAAUGUCUGCCAGGCAGAGACCAAGAACAAAUGCUCCAAUUGCAAUCAGGUCGCCUACUGUUGCGUGCAGCAUCAAAAGCAGGACUGGAAAUCGCACAAAUCCAACUGCCAUCCAUUUAAGAUAGCGCACAACGAGCUGCUGGGUCGCCAUUUGGUGGCCACACGUAACAUCAAGCCCUAUGAGAUUGUCUUGAAGGAGGCGCCCCUGAUGCGUGGACCGGCACAAAUCUCGGCACCCGUUUGCAUGGGCUGCCUGAACUGCAUCGAGGCCAGCGAUCACAUCACCUGCGACAAGUGCGGCUGGCCAUUGUGUGGCCCGGAGUGCCAGGCGUUGGACGAGCACAAAGCCGAAUGCCAGCUGACACAGGCGCGUGGCCAGAAAGUAAAUGUACAGGAGUUCAAUGGACCGCAUCCGUUGUACACCUGCGUUAGCACGGUCAGGUGUUUGCUAAUCAGCGAGACGAAUCCGGCAAACGCAGAGAAAUUUAAGCAGCUGGAAUCAUUGGAGCAAACACGUCGUGGCUCCAAUCAAUGGAAGGCGGAUCUGGCCAGUAUUGGACAGUUCAUACCCAAAUUCUUUCGCACCCAGAAAUUCAGCGAGGAGGAGAUCAUGCGAGCUGUGGGCGCUUUGCAGAUCAAUGGACACGAGGUGCCCACAUCGGAUCCGCCACACGUGGCCGUCUUCUACACGGCCUCCUUUACGGAAAACUCCUGCGUGCCUAAUCUGGCCAAGAGCUUCAAUAAGAAUGGCCACUGCAUGCUCUGGGCACCAAAGGCGAUCAAAAAGGGUGCAAAUCUUAGUAUUUGCUACUCCGAUGCUGUUUGGGGCACAGCUGAUCGUCAGCGCCAUCUGAUGCAGACCAAGCUCUUCAAGUGUGCCUGCGAACGCUGCGUGGACGUCACCGAACUGGGCACCAACUACAGCGCCCUCAAGUGCGAGGAUCGCAAGUGUACGGGCCUGCUCCUGCCUAGCAAGGCGGACGACUGGCAUGGCUGCUGGCGCUGUCGCGACUGCCAGAAGCAAGUUCAGCGAAAAUAUGUGGAUGGGAUUUUGGAGCGCGCGGGCAAAGAUGUUCAAAGUAUGGAAAAAACAGCAGAGAAUGGCUUCAAAUACUUGAAGCACUAUGAGAAAUGGUUGCCCCCACAGCAUUAUCACCUAAGCGAGGUGAAAAUUCAGCAGGUGCAGCUUAUUGCCAAGGAUCAAAAAGAGCUAAUGGUCAUAUCCGAUGAGCAACUGCAACUGAAACUCAAAUAUGCUAAAGAGUUGAUUGAACUCUAUGAGAUCUUGGCGCCAUGUGAAGUGCGUAUGCUGGGCACCCUUUGCUUUGAGCUGCAUUCAGCAAUUGCUGAACACACGCGACGCGUGUCACUCCUGUCGAACCUCUCUCCCAAGGAAAUGUUGGAGGAAUCUCUGCUCUAUGUGGAAAAAUGCGUUAAUUAUUUGCAGUACGAAUCGGAUAUAUUUGUGGAAGGUCAUAUUUUAAAGCAGGCGAAAAUCAAUCGUGACGCUUUGCGCAUGGUCAUUAGAAUAUCUUAAUCAG
Drosophila hydei is the source of this 1664-nucleotide messenger RNA. RefSeq lists its product as uncharacterized. Bases 113 to 1660 code for a protein of 515 amino acids. NCBI's taxonomy places the organism in Eukaryota, Metazoa, Arthropoda, Insecta, Diptera, Drosophilidae. The transcript has 6 exons. The record is from RefSeq and is a predicted model, not a curated record.